Brettanomyces nanus is the source of this 765-nucleotide messenger RNA. It is a transcript of the gene DHG2, whose product is annotated as L-rhamnose-1-dehydrogenase. Lineage: Eukaryota; Fungi; Ascomycota; Pichiomycetes; Pichiales; Pichiaceae. Gene Ontology annotation, molecular function: oxidoreductase activity, acting on the CH-OH group of donors, NAD or NADP as acceptor. The record is from RefSeq and is a predicted model, not a curated record. Bases 1 to 765 code for a protein of 254 amino acids. The transcript has a single exon.
AUGUCCGGAGCAAAAUUAUUACAAGGAAAGGUCGUCGUUGUUACAGGUGCCGCUACAGGUAUUGGUAGGGCCAUCGCAGAAGAAAUGUCAAAGCAAGGAGCCAAGGUGGCAAUCAACUACUACCCAGGUAGAGAUAAGGAAAUUGCUGAGAUGAAGAGAGAUAUUCCAGAUUUGUUGGCUGUUCCCGGUGAUAUUUCAAAGCCAGAGACUUCUGAACAUCUUGUUGCCGAGGUCGUUAAGAAGUUCGGUGAGUUGAAUGUGUUUGUGUCAAACGCAGGUAUCUGUAAAUUUGAGGAGUUUACCAAUGUCAGCCCAGAAUUGUUCAGGAAAACUGUCGCUAUCAAUCUUGGUGGUUGCUAUUUUGCAACACAGGCUGCUGCUAAACAGAUGAUUAAGCAAGGUAAAGGUGGUUCCAUUAUCGGAAUUUCCUCUAUCAGUGCAUUAGUUGGUGGUUCUCAUCAGACCCAUUACACUCCAACCAAGGCUGGUAUUUUGUCUUUGAUGCAAUCUGAAGCAUGUGCUUUGGGUCAAUACAACAUCAGAUGUAAUGCAUUGUUGCCUGGUACAAUUGCCACGCAGUUGAACACAGAGGAUUUGGCUGAUCCAGAGAAGAAGCAUUACAUGGAGAGUCGUACUCCUUUGGGAAGAAUUGGUGUUACCUCUGACAUGGCUGGUCCUGCUGUCUUUUUGGCUAGUGACUUGUCGAGCUUUGUUACAGGAGCUCAACUUCUUGUUGAUGGAGGUAUGUACGUUAACUUGCAGUAA